This is a messenger RNA of Rotaria sp. Silwood1, 698 nucleotides long. NCBI's taxonomy places the organism in Eukaryota, Metazoa, Rotifera, Eurotatoria, Philodinida, Philodinidae. The record is from the annotation of a GenBank genome assembly.
GGGCGUAGAUAGUUAUAAAACCCGAAUCCACACCCACACACCCACACCAACAACAAUUAAAGUAUGAACUAAAUAUGUAAUAAAAGAAUUUCUACUGACUCAUUAAAUGAGUAUAAGAUAUGAUAUGUAUAUUCUAAUAAUAUUCACUUCAGCUCUCACAACUAUCCUACAUUAGUAUUAUUAUGUGAGAGUUUGAGAAAGUUCAUCCUACUUUCGCCAUUGGUGAAAUUCCAGCUAACCCAUGUAGUGCAGUAGUAUACUUGCUUUUAUUGAUGCUUAAAAAAAGUAUAUGGCAUAAAAUAUUUUGAUUGUAUUUUUGUUUAGUAAUAUUCGAUACAAUCGAUUUAUUUCUACUUCUUUGUACUGAUUCAAAAUCACUUCGUCCUUUUCUAAAACAAUUAAGUAAUGAUACAUGGUUUCAUUUAUUUUAUCAAUUAACCCAACAAUGUAAUGAUGGUCUUGGUUCAUCAGCAAAUUCAAGCAAUAUACAUCUUCCACUUACACCAACAUUUGAUUUAAAAACAAUGGAAAAACUAGGAAUUUUAUUCGAAAAACUUUCAGAAUUAUCAGAAAAUCGUCGACUAUUUUCUAAAUAUAAUUUUUUGUUUAUAUUUAAAGAAUGGAAACAAAAAUUUGUUGAUGAUAGUCCUUUUCUUGUACUUAAUAUGAAAUCAACAUUAUUAAAUUUAGAACAAUAA